AGCGAGCGCCGCCAGUCAGCGUGCACGCUCACUCGAGGCAUGAAACUCACUCCAGCUCAUGCAGCGCAGGCAUGUGUGUACACUCGGCCCAAGCACAUGGCAUACGCUUAAUGAGAUUUUUUCUAAUUGUGAUUUUAAGCUUAUUUGGUCUGUGUUUAAGAUCGUCGUGUGAUUGUCACAAUUUCAAUCCAAGCCGAAUGUCGGGGGUGAACGGAUCCUAGCGACUCGUGAUAGUCCGACACAGAGCAUCGACCACACUCGGAUAUACAAGGUCUUCAUUCGCUGGGGAAAUGGAUACACGAAGGCUAGGCUCCCAAUUCGGGAUGUUUAUAUUUCUGUUAUUUGUGACCAUACCUGGAUUUGAUUGUCGAAAAUUUAAAAAGUUUCCUUUAAUAGAGGAUAAAGUGGAACACAAGCAAAGCCGAACUCCAGGCUGUUGGCUUGGGGGGGGACGUUUUACCACUUGGAACAGCGGUGGAGCCCAGCUCUACUUCCCCAUGGGACCAUGGUGUGUGUCAAGUGCGAAUGUUUACCGGUCGAGAGAAAAGGCAUUCUCCAGCAUCAGGGGCAGAUAGUAUGUCGGAACAUUAAGAAUGAAUGCCCCAAGCCAAUGUGUGAUACCCCAGUCCUGCUGCCAGAACGAUGCUGCAAAACAUGUCCGGGGCAAGACAGUAGUUUCGAGGACCACUACAGCAUCAGCGGUAAAACCAAAGGCAAAGAGGUCGCCAUUAGCGGAGACGAACAUGAAAAACAACACAAAGGAGAAUUUAUCGCACUGUUGGUUGGUCGCAACGUUCGUGGCACGCCAGUCAAAACGAAGGCCGUCGCCAUUGUUCGCAUCACCUUGACUAAUGGCGAACUCCGGUAUGCAGUUAGAUACAACAGACUUGACCGGCCGAAGUUCCUCCAGAUUACGGACGCUAAUGGCAACGUUCUUGUUGAGACCCCCCUAGUGAAGAGCAAGAAAGGGGAGAGAAAGCUCUGCGGCGUCUGGCAGAAGAUCCCUAGCGUCUACCUGCAGUACUUCCGAGAGAGGCGCUUGUUCGCUGUCAUCACGGCAGCCAAACACACCAAGGGCCUGAUCGCCGGCCGCGUUGUCCCUCACGAACAAGCUGCGAAAGAGACUUUCUCAGUCGUGAUGGGGUCACCCAAGGCGGAGGGUAUUGGAGGAGUUGCCUCCCUUGAAUACGACCAUUCCCAGCAUCAAGUGAAAUAUGUCGUCUCGUUUGACGGCAUCUUUGAAGAGAAAGAUUUCAACGGCGAGUACUAUGUCACUGUUGAGAAAAACCACAAAAUAAUCCAUCAGUCCAUGGGCAGAGUCGGUAGAAAGAGCAACACUCUGUCAGGAACAUGGAAGAUGACCAAGAAGCGGGAGUCCAAACAGCUGGCACGUGGUCGUCUCGUGCUCCGUGUGACGUCACGAGGUGGAAAUACCGUCAGUGGAAAUAUCCAGCCCAGGCUGACGUGUGAAAUCUACCAGUCGUUGAUGUCGGGGUUCCAAUCGGUGAAGCAUGCGCCUUCGCCCGCAGCCGGAACUGCCAUCUUGGACAUCCGCGAGCAAGGCUACAUUUCUUACAACAUCAGAGUUGUCGGCCUUGACAGCAAGGUGGCGCGCAUCCGGCUCGUGGGCGCUCCCAACAAGAAGGGAAAGCGGAAGGUCGUAGCCAAUCUUCAGAACACCUUCAAAGAGGAUAUUAACUCUUUCAGUGGAUGGGCAAAUGGAACGUACAAAAAACUGAAAGCAGACGACAUCGACUUGCUCCUGAACAACAAACUCUACAUCAAUGUCGUCACGUCUGGAAAGAAGUCGAGCAAUCUUCGGGGCCGUGUUGCCAGCAUCCCCUACCACACCCACUUCCAAGACGUCGGCGUCUACCCCGUCACUCUCGUCCCCGUCACCACCGAGAGCGAGGGUGCGGCUGCGCAUGCCUGGCUGUCCAUGGAUGUCGGCUGCAGCCUACAUUAUGACGUCAUUGUCUCGCAGGCAACCGACGAGACUUUCAGUCUUAUGCUUGGUACCUAUGGCAACAGUCUCAUGAGCACAGCCGUCCUUGGGACAUCAGAGAAACAAGAACCGAUAACUCUCUUCGAGACUAAAAUGAUAAGCGGCAGCGUCAACAGUGUUCCAGAAGGACUCUUCCGAGAUCUGGAUGAAGGGAACGCUUUCUUGCAAGUCAAUUCCGGAAGUGACAUUAUUUUGUCUGGAAAUGUGACGCUGCCUAACACGUGCUGGCAGUACGCCGGCGACAUCGACACUGACAUUCUGGUCGACGAGCAGCGCGAAGACGACAACGAAGAACUGAAAUUCCGCUGCUACUACGAAGGGAAAUACUUCGAAAACGGCGACAGCUGGAAGCCUGUUGUGAAUGCCACAUGCAAUAGAUGCAGUUGUAACAAACGCACCGUUACCUGCCACCACGUGCUGUGCCCAGCCGUCACGUGCGCCAACCCCGUACAGGGCGAGUGUUGUCCCAGGUGCCCCGAUGCCACGGAGCGAGAGACCCGAGUGGAGAAUAAGACGUGUCAGCUCGAGGGAGAUCACAGACAUCACAACAUCGGAGACACAUGGCACCCCUUUCUACCUCUCUCCGGCUUCACCAAAUGCGUUCUCUGCAAGUGUCUGCCGGGAGGUGUACCAAAGUGUGACCGGCUGCCAUGCCCGAAACUGGACUGUCCUGCAGACGAGCGGAUCAGGACAAACCCCGGCGACUGCUGCCAAGUCUGUGGACCAAAGAAGGAAAGAGUCGUGGUACCGGAAGUGAAACCUCUGAAGGACAUCAACAUGGUGGGUGCGUGCACGUUUAUGGACGAGGUAUUUGCCGAUGGUUCCCGAUGGCACCCGAAGAUCGCCCCGUUCGGCUACAUGAAGUGUGUCGUGUGCCGGUGUAAGACUGGCGUGUACAACUGCGGGCGACAGAAAUGUCCCAAGCUCAACUGUAAGAGGAAGAUCAGAAAGUCAAACUCCUGCUGUUACAGCUGUGACCCCAAUCAGCCAGAUGAGGAUGAGGAACAGUCCAAGGAUGAAGGGAUGUGCAACUUCGGUGGCCGGACCUACAGAAACGGAGAAAAAUGGCGGCCGAAGACAGCUCCUAACGGCACCGUGCGCUGCGCUGUGUGUAAAUGUAAAAACAGCACGGCGAAGUGUAGGAUUCGCUGUUCAAAGAAACGAUGCGAAAACGAUCCCUUCUUGAGAGACCCGUGCUGUCGAGAGUGUCAAGCACGAAGGAAUCGGAGAAAAAACAGUCGUGAAAAAUCCUCAAGUAAAGAAAACCGAAACUGAUCGGCAAGCUGUUGUGAAUGUUUGAUCCCAAGGUCCGAGUGUUGUGUGUGGGCGAAUGUUUCUUCAGGAUGAAAACAUGUUUGCGUGAAAGACUACCUAAACCAUGUGAUACGUUCAAAAUGGCGAACAAUGCUAUUCCGUCUUGAUCAGGGACUUCCAAGACCGAGAGAACUGAAGGACAAUCGUAUGAACUUUGUCCUGAGGACACUUACAACUUGACUGUGUUGCCCUUCAUUUGGUGAACGAAAAUGGGACGUUUUGAUUGGGUAACCAUUCACGUUACGAGAACUUGUUUCAUGGUCUUUCUUUACAAAGACCUUAUUUUCGUGUUGGGACGCGAGAUGUGAUUAGUGCUAUAUUCACAUUAUUCAACACUUCACCUUAUUAGUGCUAUUGUUUUAAGGUGUUUGUGUUGCGUUUUAACGAGGGACUUACAAACUAUACCACGUUACGUGUUUACCGACGUCAUCAAACUGAAACUGACUUCACAGCAGGCCAUGGCCGCAGGUUUUUGUGACGUCAUACCGGAAGUGCUUCCAGCAACCAAAGACUGUUGCUCGUCACGUGAUUCACCACGUGUGAUUUUUAGUACAGAAAGUUUUAGUAUAUGUUUUCAUGUUGACAUCACGAUAGUUAUUUUCGAUUUCAUACGUAAAUUUAUUUAAAUUUAUUCAAAUUCUUCCAGCAACAUUUGGAUGCUAUUUUGUGCAUUUAUACCUGAACCUUUUCAAAUAACGUGAUGUUCUGUGCAUUUGUUACUUGGUGUAGUCUUUGUGCUCUGUGUAUUGUCUU
Haliotis rubra (blacklip abalone) is the source of this 4072-nucleotide messenger RNA. Its product is annotated as chordin-like. NCBI's taxonomy places the organism in Eukaryota, Metazoa, Mollusca, Gastropoda, Lepetellida, Haliotidae. Bases 506 to 3280 code for a protein of 924 amino acids. The record is from RefSeq and is a predicted model, not a curated record. Gene Ontology annotation, molecular function: protein binding. The transcript is spliced from 19 exons. Gene Ontology annotation, biological process: multicellular organism development.